CGGCUUCCGGGGCGGGGCGUGUUCCUGUCACGGCGGCGGCGAGGAGCGGCGGCGAGGCGCGGAGCAGAGCGGCGAUGCCUGAGGCCACUCGGCUGUGCGCCGGCAGCGGGGCUGAGGCGGGCUCCGAGAGCCCCAUGGAGAGCGAGGCAGCCACAGGCAACGGCCGGCGGCGGCGCAAGAAGGAGAAGAAAGAGAAGAAAGCCAAGCGGCGCGACAAGGCUCAGAAGAGGAAAUCGCAGACAGAUGAGAGCGAGCAGUCAGAGGAUGAGCUCGAUUCACCGAAAGUCAAGAAAGCGAAAAGGAAAGAUAAGCAAAACGGUGAUGCCGUAGGCGAUAGCCUGGAGAAUGCCACGUUACCUGCCCUCACACUUAAAUCUGCCCACAAAAAGAGGCCCAGUAACUCCAGUGAAACAUCAAGUGGGGAUUGUGACAGUGACCAAGAGCAGGAGAUGACUGAAGAGCAGAAGGAGGGCGCUUUCUCCAAUUUCCCUAUUUCCAAAGCAACCGUUGAGCUUCUACAAGCUCGAGGAGUGACGUACCUGUUCCCCGUGCAAGUGAAGACCUUCCACCCAGUGUUUUCUGGCAAAGAUGUGAUUGCUCAAGCACGAACUGGAACAGGGAAGACAUUCUCUUUUGCUAUUCCCUUAAUUGAAAAGCUUCAGGCAGACUCACAGGAAAGAAGAAGAGGCCGUGUACCAAAGGUACUGGUACUUGCUCCAACAAGAGAGCUGGCAAACCAGGUUGCCAAAGAUUUCAAAGACAUAACAAGAAAGCUCACAGUAGCUUGUUUUUAUGGAGGAACUCCAUAUAAUGGACAGAUUGAUCUCAUUAGAAGUGGAAUUGACAUUUUGGUUGGGACACCUGGUCGAAUCAAAGACCAUCUUCAGAAUGGCAAGCUAGACCUCAGCAAGGUGAAACACGUUGUCCUUGAUGAAGUUGACCAGAUGCUGGACAUGGGAUUUGCUGAGCAAGUGGAAGACAUUUUACGAGUUGCAUACAAGAAAGAUUCUGAAGACAAUCCCCAGACGCUCCUGUUUUCUGCAACUUGCCCACAUUGGGUGUAUGAUGUGGCUAAGAAAUACAUGAAGUCCAAAUAUGAGCAGAUUGACCUAAUUGGGAAAAGAACUCAGAAAGCUGCUACAACAGUAGAACAUUUGGCUAUAGCGUGCCACUGGUCUCAGAGAGCUGCGGUUAUUGGAGAUGUCAUUCAGGUCUACAGUGGCAGCCUCGGGAGGACCAUUGUAUUUUGUGAGACCAAAAAGGAUGCAAACGAACUGGCUCUGAAUGCUUCCAUCAAACAGGAUUGCCAGUCAUUGCACGGUGACAUUCCUCAGAAGCAGAGAGAGGUCACGCUGAAAGGUUUUAGAAACGGUGCCUUUAAAGUUCUGGUUGCAACCAAUGUAGCUGCCCGUGGUUUAGAUAUCCCUGAGGUUGACCUGGUUGUACAAAGUUCACCACCAAAGGAUGUGGAGUCCUAUAUCCAUCGUUCUGGACGUACAGGUCGAGCUGGCCGGACUGGGAUCUGUAUCUGUUUUUAUCAACGAAAGGAAGAAAAUCAGUUAAGAUACGUGGAACAAAAAGCGGGCAUUUCAUUCAAGCGAGUUGGUGUUCCUACUGCAACAGAUAUAAUAAAGGCUUCCAGCAAAGAUGCUAUCAGAUGUCUGGAUUCUGUUCCUCAAAGUGCUAUUGAUUAUUUCAAAGAAUCUGCUCAGUUGCUAAUACAAGAAAAGGGACCAGUUAAUGCUCUGGCUGCAGCUCUAGCACAUAUUUCAGGUGCUACUUCCAUUGAACAGCGCUCCCUGCUGAACUCUGACGCUGGAUUUGUUACAAUGAUACUGCGCUGCUCUGAAGAAAUAAACAAUAUGAGCUAUGCUUGGCGGAGACUACGGGAACAGCUUGGUGAUGAUGUUGAUAGGAAGGUGAACAGAAUGUGUUUCAUCAAGGGAAGAAAGGGUGUUUGCUUUGAUAUUCCUGUGGCAGACCAAAAGGCAAUAGAGGGAAAAUGGGAAGAUUCAAAACAGUGCCGUUUGUCCGUGGCAAAUGAAUUACCUGAGUUAGAAGAAACACAGCGAGGAGGAGGAGGAGGAGGAGGAAACAGCAGAAACUUCUCUAGCUCCAGGAAUGGGCGGCGGGGCGGCUCUGGAAGAAACAGAUUCAGAGGCAGAGGCCAGAAGCGGAGUUAUGACAGAGCCUUUGAUCGUUAACUUCGACAAUCCCAAAGUGGAAAAACGGAACUGCAGUAUUUUAUAAUCUGUUAAAAUAGGCUGUUCCUGGGUGUUUGUACCACUUUGAGAAACAUGUCAUCCCGUUUUUUCUUCAGUACUACUUUGGUCAUAAACAAGAUCAUGUUCAUUUUUGGGGAAAAAGAAGAAAAUGCAGGUGUCCUUUCUUUUUCAUUUGCCAUUUCAGCUGUGUGUAACACCUAAAUCUGUAUUCCAGAGUACGGCUGUCGCAUUUAAACCUCUAGCCUGGCUCACUGUAUAAUGUAAAGAUCUUAACUGCUGGCCAAACCUGUACAUUUUCCGAAAAAAAAGAGGAGUAAAAAAUAAAAUAUUAUUUUACGAA
Molecule: messenger RNA, 2565 nt
Organism: Oxyura jamaicensis (ruddy duck)
Lineage: Eukaryota; Metazoa; Chordata; Aves; Anseriformes; Anatidae
Product: nucleolar RNA helicase 2-like
Exons: 15
Coding region: 75-2204 (709 amino acids)
Molecular function (GO): RNA helicase activity; ATP binding; RNA binding
Source: RefSeq, a predicted model, not a curated record